This is a messenger RNA of Peronospora farinosa, 2451 nucleotides long. Lineage: Eukaryota; Oomycota; Peronosporomycetes; Peronosporales; Peronosporaceae. The record is from the annotation of a GenBank genome assembly.
AUGGUCGGUGCCUUAACCUAUUUGUGGCACGGCAGUGUCGCGCUGCUAACGUGGACUAUGAAGCUCGUAUCCACAUUCAAUCGCAAUCGCAAUACUAGUUUACCCAGUGUCAUCUCCUCCUCAUCUGCUUUAUCCCGUCAGAAUGUAUGGAACUUUCUCGCUUCAGGUCCACGUCGUGCUCGACAUCAAUCAUAUGUAGCGCUUGAGUUGCUGGAAAAAUUUCGUCAGGGUCCUGCAACUCAAAGCGAGUGGAAUUUGUUAUUAUGGCGUGCAACUUUUCCUCUUGUGUCAUUGGUGUUGCUUACAUUAUUUUGUAUUGUGGGUCAAUUUGGUCAUGCUGCUUACUCGAUUAUUGUGACUCCGGUCUGGUAUUUGUGCAACUUUGUGCUGGUAACUGUUCCAUUUCUAUUGGUAUUUCGAUUCUCACUAUUAGAUGAAGAAGAAGAAGGUCAGACUAAGAUCUGGUAUGGACUUGCACUUGUUAGUGUUGCGAUCAGCUUCGUGGAAUGGUACAUGAGUUUACCAACGAGUCGAUAUUCGUGGAUUGUGGGCAAUACAUUGUUUGGUAUUGUCGCACUUGGAGCUGUGCCACUUUUCUUUAGUAUACAACCAAGGACUGCACGUUCGCAGUAUGAGAAUCUCGUGAUGGAACAAGAACAGGAUCAAAGAACGCACAGAGUUUUGGAAGAAGAGGAGACAUUCAACGCCAUGCAAGAGGUAGAAAGUUCGUUGGAUUCAUCUAUGGAUGAAUAUUCAAGGUUAAAGACGACCACUCUUGUGAGACAGCGACCGGGAGGGGGAAGGAGUGAAAAUGAGACUCUUCGACCGUCAAUGAGCGAACAAGCACAACGACAGGGACAGCCAGUGACCAGAUUGAUCUGUGGCUGUGGCUUCUGCGCGCUAGUGCUAUGGCUCAUCAUGUUCUUGUCGUACAGCUCGGCACGUGGAGGAGAAGCUUCGACGCGAUCGUGGUUCCUGCUAUACUUGCUGUCACCUAUUUUGUGCAUUGUGCUUUUCUGCUCCCGUGUCGGGAAAGUUCGCUUCAGCCUCGAACACGCGGUGGCAUACAGCGCGCUGGUGGUGCAUGUCCCGCUGUUUCUCGGACACCUAUGCGUGCGGCUGUUUGCGCUUGCUGAAGACCUCUCAGCGGCGUCGACGACUAGAAGUGAGUCGUGGCUCAAGCUGGCGAUUUCUGUGCUCUAUCUGCUGCUAAUGCAAGGCUACUUCUUCGUGAUCACUCAUAUGGUAAACAGCAUGUCGGAACCUUUUGAGCACCCAUCGCUGCUGUACGUGGGGCAGCUCUACUACUAUGUUUUCUGGUACAUCCUUGUGGGUUCGGACACACCCAUCGACGCGCUGUACUGGGGCAUGUUGUUCCUCAACAAUAUCCAUAUUGCUUUUCUCAAUACGGGUGUCUACACGGAUUUCAAGCGCACAUCUUCAGUCUGGUUGGCCAUACCUUUGCAUGUCACGUCUUCCGUUGCAUUUUGCCUAUACUCAAAGACCUCAGCAAUGGAUAUUUCAAAGUGUUUGCCGCACAAUAUGUCAUCUAGAACACACGGAAUACUGGGUCUGAAUUGCGGCGUAGCUGGAGCAGCAGCAAUGGAGACGAACGUUGAUCUACUUCAUAUCAGCAGUGAUCACGAUUGCGAAUAUGACAGUGGUUACGGCUCAGACGGCUUUAUCGUGCCACAAAACAUUGACGACAAAGAAAGUGAUAUUGGCGAGUUGCCUUCCUGGCAAGAAACUGGUAGCAGAAAUCGUGAACGAGACCGAAAUGUAAACGGUAGUUGGGCUUUAGACCGUGACAUUCCAUUGCCGGCUCGAAAGGCAAGCAUAUUUAAGACGCCGAUUUUUUGCGUCGAAUGCUUGCGUACACAGAUGAACUGCAGUAAAUGUAUCAGCCGAACAAGCGUGUCCUCUCGGUUUGGUAAUGAUGAUAAGGCUCAUGCAACCAUAGCAACAAGUCCUCCCUUGAGGGCAGCUACCAGUGACGCUCUGAGACCACUUUAUUUUCUCAUGAAGCUUGCAGAACAAGACAAUAUGGCCGAUACCACAGCGCUAAUACUGGUGCCUUCACUUCUGACGCUACUGGCAGUGUUUGAGAAGCCAGAUAAUGCUCUCUCCGUGCUGCAAGACCAGGCGAAUUUGUGGCUGCGCUGUGUGUGCAUGUUUAUUGGCCGACUUGGUGGUGCGUUCCUCGCACGUGAAAUCUUCACCUGUAAAUUGCGGUCGCGGUUGCGCUCGUCACCCGAAGACUUGGGCAAGACUGCACAGCCUGAUGCUAUCAGCGGCUCCAUCGAUGGCAUGCCUGCGCGACUCUGGAUACAGCGUCUUAUGCUGCAGGACUUCCACGCCCAAUUUUGGUAUCUGACCGCCGUGACUAUGGUGGUCACCUUCGGUUGCUUUGCCCGCAUUGACCUGCCAUUGCGCUUUGCACUACUUGCAUGA